Molecule: messenger RNA, 1152 nt
Organism: Suillus bovinus
Lineage: Eukaryota; Fungi; Basidiomycota; Agaricomycetes; Boletales; Suillaceae
Exons: 6
Coding region: 1-1152 (383 amino acids)
Source: RefSeq, a predicted model, not a curated record
AUGGCUCUGAUAUGCCAUCACAAUAUCCCACUCUUCUUUGCUAACAUUGAUUCACCUAGCGUGCAACAGAAAUACACCGUAGCACUCAUUGAGCAUCUGUUUACUCUAUUACCGCAGGAAGCCACUGUCAUCACCCUGUAUGAUGUUGGUUGUGUUCUCUCAUGGUCAUUAUCUCAAUAUGAUAUUCUCCCCAAUUCAGUGACUUCGCGUCUUCAAUUUUUAACCAUGGCUAUGCAUGCAUAUGGCCACAAGUGGGCGUGUCAGCUCAAGUAUAACCCUUGCAUGUGCACUGGUCUUGGCCUCUCAGAUGGGGAGGGAACUGAAAGACUAUGGUCAAGGUUUGUCAAAUUAAUUGGCAUUCAAAGGUCAUCAUCGAUGCGAGCAGAUCUCGGCGAUUGGAUUAAAUGGUGGCUCAAGGGUGGAGUGAUUGGUCAGGGUGCAGCAGCACAAGAAGUUUUAGAUAAUUGUGGUAUUGAAGCUCGAGACCUUCAGGAACAGUGGAUGGAUCAGAAGAAGUCCCAACAGUCCAUUCGUGCUCAUGCUCCUGCACAACUGAAGAAGGAGCUUGUUGUCCUUACUCUGCAGGCUGAUUUAGAUGCAUUGGACAAGGCAUUGCAACUCACAUGGACCAUUGUAGAGAAGGGUUCGGCUAGUGAAGAAACCUUAGAUGCUCUGGAGAGCCUCGAGCGCAGCCAUGAUCGUUUGAUGAGCAAGGUUGAAACAUUAUAUUUCUCACUCAACGUUCACGACAGAUUUCCAGAACUACAGGGCGUUGAUUUGGAUUUUGUUCAAACCCUUCUUAUGGCGCGCGAUCUCAAAAUAAAUAUCUGGAAGAGACUACAUCAGCAGACACAUAAGGCUAUUGCUAAGCGCCAGCCAGCCUUGAUGAUAGCGAUUCACAAGUUUAACUCCUAUUGUGAGUAUCUGGAGAGCAUCUUUGACCCAUCCUGGGGUAUCACUCCAUCGGUUGGAGAUGUCCCUCGUUGGAUUGAAGACACUGAUGUAAGAGAUAGCAUCCAAGCAUUGCAUAAACAGCAACAGUGCCAUGAAGAGCAGCACCACAUUGGGCUCAAAGCAGAUAACCUUUGUCGAUGGUUUGGAGGUGAGCUUGCUGCGCUAGAACUUGCCCUCUGCUCUCCUACAAGUAAGUAA